AUGGGAUUUCGUUGGAUCUUCUCCGUCAUCAUCAGAUACAGAUUCGUGGAGGAGUUUUUCAGUCGAUUCCCCAAGUACAGAGGCCCUUUCUAUCUGAGCAUUCUGCUCCCACAGAUCGCACAUGCUUUGAAACAAGGUAGCGAGCCCCUGAUAAACCUCAAGGGCAUCAUUUUCCAGAACGCAAUUAUGAAUGCCGAAGCUCAGUAG
Messenger RNA from Perkinsus marinus ATCC 50983, 207 nucleotides. RefSeq lists its product as hypothetical. The transcript is spliced from 2 exons. The record is from RefSeq and is a predicted model, not a curated record. Lineage: Eukaryota; Perkinsozoa; Perkinsida; Perkinsidae. The coding region runs from base 1 to 207 and encodes 68 amino acids.